Molecule: messenger RNA, 951 nt
Organism: Parastagonospora nodorum SN15
Lineage: Eukaryota; Fungi; Ascomycota; Dothideomycetes; Pleosporales; Phaeosphaeriaceae
Exons: 2
Coding region: 1-951 (316 amino acids)
Source: RefSeq, a predicted model, not a curated record
AUGUCUGACGUCGCAGUCAAUGAGGAGACCUUUGCCUCUGGACGCUACUCCAAGCGCAAGAGGACUCAGGUCACAUACCACAUGGACGAGCUGGACGUCUCGGAUACCGAGUCUGACUUGGAGAGUGUUCCGGCAAAGAAACGCAAAGCCGUCGCACCGAAGAAACUUCCAAAGAGCAAGAUCUUCCCAUUCCUGCAGCUGCCAGCAGAGAUCCGGAACAUGAUCUACGGCUACACUCUCGAAGAUCCGUCAGGUAUCAACCUCGUCGCUUCUUUCAGGCAUCGGCGCCGCACCGUAGAACGCAUAUCUCCGGGGCUCAUGUCUCAGAUUGCUGGGGGCUACUACUCCAGAUCCAGAUCGCAGUACUACAUAGACCGGAACGACACGGCAGAUCCAGUGGAACUCGUACCUUCAUUGCUUGCUGUGAGCAAGCAGGUUUACCAUGAGGGACGCGACGUGCUCUACAACAACGAGUUCAGAUUCGCCGACACGACAGUCCUCUACCACUUCAUGUUGAACAUCAGUCCAGCUGGUGCCAAGCAGCUCAAGCACUUGCGCAUCAUGUCCUUCAACUAUAGCCGUGGGAUGACGGCGUACAACAACGCCUGCUUUGCAGUCCUCGGCCAAGCCACAAACCUCAAAACACUUCACAUCGAUCAAGUCUCCGGUCGCUCUGGUCAUUCACGAGGAGCUGCGGCCAAAUUCUAUCGCGAUGCAUUUCCCUGGCUCGAGGCCGUUGGAGCAGCGAAAGGAAAGUUCGAUGCUGGAGUAGAAUUGUUGCAGAUCGAUCCCGAUGUAUUCGAUCACGUUUACUGGAGGUGUCGAGGUGCCCAGCGCAACAUUUCUCCUGAAGACAAGCACGCGGAAUUCAUGACGGCUCUGCGAAAAUUGUUGCAGGCACAGCAGAAGAGGGUUAUGGGGGUUCUUGGAAAGAGAGGCAAGAAGGCUUAA